Molecule: messenger RNA, 735 nt
Organism: Panicum virgatum (switchgrass)
Lineage: Eukaryota; Viridiplantae; Streptophyta; Magnoliopsida; Poales; Poaceae
Product: atherin-like
Exons: 2
Coding region: 1-735 (244 amino acids)
Source: RefSeq, a predicted model, not a curated record
AUGGCGCCGAGCUCGGCGCCACAGAUCUCGGCGCCGAGGUCCACUGUCCAUAUCUCCUGCAGCAGGCGUGGCCUCAUCAGUCCUCCCCGCGUGUUCGACGCGCCGCCACAGAUCUCGGCGCCGAGGUCCGCUGUCCAUAUCUCCUGCAGCAGGCGCGGCCUCCUCAGUCCUCCCCGCGUGUUCGACGCGCCGCCGCCCGCCGACGUCGACCGCACCGCCACCCGCCCCGACCGUCCCCGCCCUCCGGCCCUGCCCCGACUCGUCGCCGCGUGCCCCGCCCGCCGGCGUCGACCGCUCCCGGCGCCGACCGCCCCCGCCCGGCGCCAACCGGCCCGCCCGCCCGCCCCCGCCCUGCUCGCCGCGCCACCGCCUUGCCCGCCCAGCGUGGUCGUCCCUCGGGCUCCGCCCCGGGUCGGCGCGGCGGCCGGCCCAGCUCGGUGCCCUAGCCUGGCCCGGCUGCCGGGCCCGGCCCCGCCGCCUCCCCCGGCCUCCGCGCGGCGCCCGGCCGAGGCUCGGGGCGUCAGCCGCCCAAGGCUCGGCGCGGCCCCUGGAGACAUUGUAUAUAAUAUUGUUGUUCCUCCAGCAACCAGUACCGACCGGGCUUCUAACAGUGUGGAAGUUCAAAUUGAGGAUGAUGAGGAGCCUUAUGAAACGGAAAGAGCUGUUGAUUCUGAUGAUGACCGCUAUGUUGGUACAGCACCAUUGUCUGAAGAAGAAAGGGAGCUCCUCAAAUGA